CCGUCCUUCCGCGGAUACCAGCAACUCAACAAACACACGCACACCGCCCAAGAUGGAGCAAACGGCGCCAGCAGAGCCAGACCCAAUGGCUCUGAGCGCAGUCAUGAGUGAUGGCAUCCAGGGAAAGCGCAGGAGGAAUGCCUCACAGGAGGGCGGCGUAGAUGCUUUCCAGGCGGUAUCAUCCAGUUCCGCACCAGAGCUCGAAGAGGACCAAGGUGGACCCAAGAAGAGGAUAGCGAUCGAGGCUCCCCGGAGUACUUUUGCCGAAAGCAUCAGCACCCUCGAAUCGGGGGGUUCCAAGACUUCCCUGAGCGGCACUUUGCCCUCUUCCGACAUCGGCAUGGCCUCGAGCUCGGGCGAGUCGAUGCAGCCUCUUGCUGCAAUGAACGGUAUGUCUGUCUCAGCAGCGAUACCAUCUGCAUCAUCCCUUCCAGUGGAUGCAAUACUCGGCACUCCCUCUGGGCUCACCACGCCCUCGCCCAAGGAGGAGAUGUUUGAAGAAGAAGCGGAAGAAAUCUUCGAGUCGCCCUCCCUCGUGCCCCGAAUCGGCGGAUGGAUUGUACCACGCCCUUCUGCGAAUGCACAGGAGCCUAGAUUGCUCGUGCCCGCUGGCGCACCUGAAGACCCAGACGACCGGCCUCUCCUCAGCCACGGAGGAUCUACCUCAGCCGGCUCCUCCAGCUUCCGUGAUCGGCCCUGGAUCGAAGAAGUCCGAGCUAGGGAAGCAGCUGAGGAGCUAGAAAGGAUUGAAAAGGAGAAGGCGGCAGUUGAAGCUAAGAGCCGCAUCGUAGAGCCCUCGCCAGUGCCAGUGCCUCCUUGCAAUCUCACGUACCCGCCUUGGGCAGGUCUCACCAUGGUCGAGGCUCGCACGCGCAUAGUAGAAGCAUUGCAAGAUCGGUCGAGCACUAUUCCUUCAUUCCUCAAGACAGAACUGGAGCACUUCGUGUCAUUAGCAUCAGCUCCACUGCCGAAGAAGAUACCCCGCCGGCCGCUACCACCUCUUGAAGCCUUGCCUAAGCUCAACCAAAGGCCUCUGUGGGCUGUCCAACUUGUGGAGAGCGCCGAUGACGAGUCCAAUUCAUCGAACCCGGUAUCACUCCUGCUCGUGUGCUCUAUUUCCACCCGAACGUUCGACGUCGUCGCCGUUCCUCCCAUGCUGGCAGCUCGAAUGCAUGCUGGGGAGGCCAUGAGCCCCUGGUGGUACGAGCAAGAGGAUGGCAAGGGGAAGCGUAAGCGACUGGACGACGGCAGCUUCAAGCAAGACAAGUCCCCGCAACAAGAGGAGAAAGCGACGAAGGAAGGAGAGGGAAUUCCACUCACUCCAUCGAUGCCGGAAAGCGAGGCUGUACAGCUUCUGCAGACCUCACUGACCUCGAUGACUGGAGAGCGUGACCAGCUUCGAAAAGCCAACAAGCGGCUGGAGGAUCGUAUAUCCGCCGAGCAGUCUACUGUCGAGGCUCUCACCGAGCAAGUCGCCCUUGCACGAUCGCUAUACAACCAAGCAUCUACCGCUGCACGAGAGGCCGUGUCCGAAGCCACUGCCUCAGAGGAGCAAAUCGAAAAGCUGACCAGGCAGCUUCGAGAUGGUCUCGCAGCCCAAGCAGAACGCUACCGUCUCGGAAGGGAGCAGUGGCUCGAGGAAGAGCGUCAGCUGCGCGACCAAGUCCGUCUUCUCAAGGGCAGUGCCGAACUGGAACAAAAGGGAGAAUUGCGCAAACGCGUCAAUGAUUGGCAUGCAUGGAAUUUGGGUCAAGAAGAGCGGGAGAGGCUACGUAAGCAGCGAGAGGAGCGGGCUAGAAGAGAGUGGGAGGAGGAGCAAGCUGCUGAGCUCGCUGCUCUGCGAGAGGAGGAAGAAGAGGAGCAAGCAAGACAGAGUGAGCUCGCUGCGCUCGGCAGAGAGGCUGAAUCAGACUCUGAGCUGGCCCAACAAGGGACCUAUGCGACUUCUGGACCUUUUGCCUUCGACUUCCCUCCCGAAGGAGCUUCCUCCUCCUCCUCGCCGCCCGGGGGACUAGGAGAUCUGAACGGUCAAGCGGCUGCCACUUCGGCUAUGAUGGCCUUGCAGCACCAGGAAGCCUCACGCCUACUACGUCAAGCCCGACAGCAAGAGCAAGCCCAAGCCCAAGAGCAGGGAGAGCAGGAUAGCGACGAACGGAUGAGUCUCAUGGGAGUAGAUGGCCACGGCGACUCUUUCGGAUCUAGACAUGGCUUGGGGUCGAGUCGACGCAGCUCUAGUCCCAUGGGCAGACUUGUAGUAGAGAGGCGCGACCGUCCUGCGCCAGACGAAGAUGAGCUAGCCCGACUGGCACUCAUGGUCCAUCCUCCUUCCACGGCGGGCAUCGGAGGUGCUGCUCAAGGCUCCACGGGAGGUUCUGCUGCCCUAGACAAUAGCAGUCUUCGUCUUGCCGAGGAGUUUGAGAUGUUCGAGGAUCGGGAGAAUAGGCAAGGGAUGCUCCACCUGGCAGACCAUUCCAGCGAUGCGGACUUUUUACGCCAGUCGGGAGCUGGACUUUUUGAUGCAGAGCCAGAAGUAGGGGCGACGGAGCCGCAAGGAGCGCAAGUGAAUGGCUUUGUAGAGGGGGAGGAGAAGGGGGAGCAGGAGGGAGUAAAGGUCGAUGGUCAGCUCGGAGGAGCAGAGGGAGCCAUAGAGGUAGACGUCGAUGACUACCUUGUCAGUAGUGCUGGAGACCAAGGCAUCAACGGCACCUUGUAAGAGUUCCUCUCAUUUCAAGAGCAAUAGAGCGAUACCCUACGCGACCACGCGACCGC
Molecule: messenger RNA, 2769 nt
Organism: Microstroma glucosiphilum
Lineage: Eukaryota; Fungi; Basidiomycota; Exobasidiomycetes; Microstromatales; Microstromataceae
Exons: 2
Coding region: 53-2713 (886 amino acids)
Source: RefSeq, a predicted model, not a curated record